Rotaria sp. Silwood1 is the source of this 2620-nucleotide messenger RNA. The record is from the annotation of a GenBank genome assembly. Lineage: Eukaryota; Metazoa; Rotifera; Eurotatoria; Philodinida; Philodinidae.
AUGGAACAGGGUGCAUCAAUUGGUACCGUUGUAGCUGGUAAACUUCAUACACCAACUGAUAUUAGUGUCGACAAACAGGGUAAUCUAUACAUUGUGGAUUUGAGCACGAGCGAAGGUUCAUCAGGGCGUGUGACACAUUGGAUUGACGGUUCAAAGACGGAUAUCCUUUAUGCUGCUGAACAGCUUGACGCCAUUGUUUUCGAUAGAAAAGAAGAGUAUUUUUAUGUUACACAACGCUCUAAAGGAGGUGUUAUUAGAUAUAAGAAAGAUGGCACCGGUGAACACACCAUUAUUGGUAAUUUUGGCGAAGGAUCAGCUCUUUUUCAGCUCGAUCAACCUUGGGAUGUCGCUAUCGAUGACAGUGGAACCAUUUAUAUAGCCGAUAGUGGAAAUAAUCGGGUUAUCAAGUGGCCAAUGAAUGCAACAGAAGGGAUUCUCAUUGGCGGUGGCAAUAACUAUGGUAAUCGCACAGAUCAACUAGCUGCUCCACGUGGUGUUCUUGUUGAUCAUUUGGGUACAGUUUAUGUGGCUGAUACAUAUAAUGACCGUAUCAUUCGUAUUCCACUCGGCAGUAAAACAGGGACGAUCAUCAUCGGAGGACAUGGGAAAGGUAAUGGUUCUCACCAACUCUCUCGUCCGUAUGGCUUAGCAUUGGACAGUACUGGAAAUUUGUACGUAGUGGAUCAUGAAAAUAACCGAGUUCAAAUGUUUGCUUGUAGUGGCAGUUCGUCUUGCAGAUGGAAUUUCCUAUUAUUGACAAUUUCGAGUAUUUUCUACUUCAUCCAUCGUUAUAUAAUGCUAUUUGAAACUUUGUAUUUUAAUUGAAGACAACCAUUAACUAAUGAUUAAAAAUUUUCGGGAAAUAUUUUUCCUAUCCUCUAAAUGUCAAAAUAUUAAAUUUGGAGUUGAUUCAUUCAAUAGAGAAAAUCAGUUGACGUUUCAAAUUCUCGAAAAUUCAUUUUUAAAAUUGAAAUAUAGUAAGUAAAAGAUUUUGAAACCAGCGUAAUCAAAUUUUAGAACCUCAAAGUUCACAUUGUUUACUUUUCUAUUGUUCUCCUGCGUAUUUUUUCUGCAGUAAAAUACAUAAUGACUCCUCAAUAUUAAUCUGGACGUACUACCACUGGUCAGUCACCACAGUGAUAGAAAUGAAACUCAAUAAAAAAAAAACAUUUACACAAGUAUUCUGUUCUUCCAAUGGUUCUAUGCUUGCUGUAAAACAUUUCCGCCUCUAGCCAACAGAUAUUUGUAUUUUCGCGACCAAAUUCUUCGCUCCAUUUUCGAGAGGGUGGCACACACCCACACCCUUUCUUUGUUACUAGCUCAGAAACUAUUGUCGCUACGAAUUCUUUAAUAAUAAUAAUAAUACAACCAUGUCCGAUUUGAUCAAUCGAAAAUUUACUUUUAAUUUAAAAAUGUUUUCUAGAGACGAUUAAGUAUCUUGAAAUUAUUCUAGAUUCUAAACUUUCUUUCAUUUCCAAUCUUAGUUAUGUAUAAUCCAAAGUUCGCAAGAACCUAACAAUAUUUAAGUGUCUCACAUCAAGUAAAAAGUUGAAUGAAGCUACGACAAAUCAUUCAUGUCAUGAACACAUCACACCAUCUUAUCAAACAAUUUUAAACAUUUACCCUAUUCUAUCAACCUCUAGGCAAAAUCAUCUCCAAGUCAUGAAUAGGAAAAUUUUGAGAACAAUCCAUAAUUGGUAUGAUGCGACAAGUUACGAACUCUCAAAUCUUCUUAGAUAUGAAUCGAUCGAUACGCUCACACGAUCACACUGGAAUAAAUUCAGUCGGGUUGUGUGACUUUCUUCAACACAAAAUGUACUUACUAUAUAUAAGAGAGUACGAUAAAAAUCCACAGCUGUUGAAAUAAAAAAGAGCCAUUGUAAAUAGAGGAAGAACAAGUAAGAAAAUCAUAAAUCCAUUCAAUGAUAAAAAAUAUUCUGUGUUUCUAGCUGUACUGUUGUCAUCAUCAUCGUGAUCCUAAUUGUUGUAGCCUUUUUUUGUAUUUGGUGCGGUACCGAUCUAAACUGGAACCUCCUCGAUGGGUUGGUGGGGUGUGGGUGUGGGUGUGGGGGUAUGGGUGUGGGUGUGGGGGUAUGGGUGUGGGUAUGUGAGUGUGGGUGGGUGUGGGUGUGGGUGUGUGGGUGUGGGGGGUGUGGGAUUAUGAGUCAAGAGAAAACCCACUCGCACUCUCCACACCUACCCACACCCACCCACACCCAGACUCACACCCACUGUGACGAAAAAUGAUGAUAGGCGGGAAGAUAUUGUAGGUGAAGAUGUACUUUCUUCCAUUUCUUCAUAUCAUAUUAUCGUCAUCUGACGAUUAAUGAUAGAAGGAUUGUUCGUGUUGAUGAUAUUACACUUCAGUUUAUUCCUUCAUAUCAUACAAUCGCCUCGUUUACAGAUAAAGCACACGUUUAUAUACAUGAGCAGAACAAGCGAUGAUGAAAAGAUAGAAGAUGAGGCCAAAGAGAGAACGCAUAUAUAAUAUACGAGUGAAUGAUAAUGUAGAAUGAGAAGAAGGUUCAAUCAUGCAUAGAUGAUCGUAGCCGUAACGCGAUUAUGAACACUAUAUAUCAUUGAUUGUAUAGUAACACACUGAGAAAGAAAAGAUAUCACA